UAAAUAUAGACAAGAGGUCCGCUCGAAUUCUCUGUUUAGUUUAACUUAGCUAGUGAGUGUUAUCGAUUAGCGAAAAUUAUUAGAAAAAAUGGAUGUGGUUCCUGAAGAUGUUGUAAUAUCUGGUAUAGGUGGAUUUUAUCCCAAAGCUACCAAUUUGGAAGAUUUCAAAAAUCGUUUAUUCGAAAAUAAGCCGUUACAAGAACCACGAUGGCCAGAAAGUAAAAAUAUGAGUAAUUUAAUUGGAUGCGUAGAAUCGAAUUAUUUUGACAACUCUUAUUUCGGAAUACAUAGGCAACAAUGCUUCUUUAUGGACCCCAUGCACCGUCUUGCCCUGGAAGGCGCUUUCUCAGCACUCUUAGAUGCUGGUGUCAAUCCAACGGAAAUAAGAGGGAAGAGAGUUGGCGUUUUCAUGGGUUCUACAAUCGGAGAAAAUGACCAGUUAUUUAUGGAGUCUGUUGUUAGUGGAUUUGGUGUUACCGGUCAUUCGAGAGCUAUGUUAGCCAAUCGAAUAUCAUAUUGGUUGAAUUUAAAAGGUCCAAGUAUUGCCUACGACGCCAAUUGGGUAACAGGUAUUGAGGUACUUAGGUUGGCUUUUUAUGCCAUUAAAACGGGUCAAUGCGAUUCUGUCAUCGUUGGAGCUGCCAAUUUAGCGCAACACGACGAAUUUCAGCAUAUGUACAAUGAAAUGGGACUCAUCUCACUAGAUGGAAGCACGAAAGCAUUCGAUGCAAAUGCAUCUGGAUAUGCCCGUAGUGAAGGAGUAGUACUCAUGUACGUCCAAAGAGCUUCCGAAGCACGCAGACAUUAUGCCAGUAUCGUCCACGUUGCUUGUAAAUUCGACGGAACAUCUCCUAAUGGUUUCUUGAACAUUGAAACAGAAAGCAUGCUUGAAUUUUUAGAAGACUUCUACAAACAUUCCAAAGUCAAACCAGAAGAAAUAGAUUUCGUUGAGGCCUACGGAUGUGCUAACAAAAAUACCGAUAAAAACGAAUUGGACGCAUUAGAGAAAAUAUACUGCAAAAAUCGAAAGAAUCCGCUGUUGAUUGGAUCCGUCAAAACUAUUACAGGCCACGCAGAACCCACAUCAGCCCUGUUUUCUAUCAUUAAAACAAUAAUAGCCAUGGAGAACGAUAAAAUACCAGCGACCCUUCAAUUCGAAACACCAAAUCCGGAGAUAAAAGCUUUGAACAACGGUUCAAUCGAAGUGGUCACUACCAACAGAAAGUGGGAACCAAAGUAUGCGGCAGUUAAUGCUCUUAGUACUAGCUCUCACUUGGGGCAUAUCGUCCUAAAAGCCAACCCAAAGAAAAAAGUAAAUCGACCAAUAGAUUUGCCUAUAUUGCUCAUUGCUUCUACCAGAACUGAAGAAGGCAUUUUGAGCAUUUUAGAAACUUUUAAGAAGAAGCCAAAAGACGUGGAAUAUAACAAAUUGGUUCAAGAUGUUUUUUCUAAGUCAAUACAGGGACAUCUCUAUCGUGGUUACCUAAUGAUGGGACAAGAGGAUAAUAAGCAAGAUACUAUUAAUCACAUGGGAAAUAAAAGAGCCGUUUGGUUUGUUUACUCCGGUAUGGGUAGUCAAUGGAACGGAAUGUUGGGAGACUUAAUGAAAAUAGACGUUUUCGCCGAAUCUAUAAAAAGAUCUUGCGAUAUCUUGGCAAAAAAAGACGUGGACCUAAUGAAAAUUUUAAGUAGCCCCGAUAAAACUAUCUUCGAUAACAUAUUAAACUGUUUUGUUGGUAUUGCAGCUAUGCAGAUUGCUUUAACUGAUGUACUAAGAGCUCUUGGUAUAGUACCAGACGGAAUUAUUGGACAUUCUGUAGGCGAAUUAGGUUGUGCGUAUGCAGACGGUUGCAUGACAGCAGAGCAAAUGAUUCUUUCUUCGUAUUCCAGAGGAAGAGCAUCUAUAGAAGCGACCCUAAUACCAGGAAUGAUGGCUGCUAUAGGUCUUGGAUACAAUCAAAUAAAGAACAAACUUCCUCCGACGAUAGAAGUAGCUUGCCGCAAUGGACCCGAAAGUUGCACCAUAUCCGGUCCUGCUGAAGAUAUGGCAGGAUUCGUUAAAGAUUUACAAAACCAAGGAGUAUUCGCGAGAUUAGUUAACGUCGCAAACAUCGCCUAUCACAGCCGUUACAUCAAACCUGCUGCCCCUCUGCUACUGAAAUAUUUAAAACAAGUCAUUCCUAAACCGGUAGCGAGAUCGCCCAAAUGGAUUAGCACUUCCAACGUCGAAGCUAACUGGGACACGGACUUGGCAAAACAUUCUUCGGCCGAAUACCAUACUAAUAAUCUGUUGAGUUCUGUAUUGUUCGAAGAAGGUAUCAAUCAUAUUCCUAAAGAUUCAGUAUUAAUCGAGAUAGCGCCUCAUGGAUUGCUGCAAGCCAUCUUAAAGCGAUCCGUAAAAGAAUGUACUAGUAUUCCGUUGACUCAAAAGGGAGCCAAAAGUUCAAGUGAAUUUUUCUUCAACAGUCUGGGAAAGAUAUAUCUAUCUGGUAUAGAUAUAAAAAUUUCUAACAUUUACCCAAAAAUCGAGUAUCCCGUUAGCAGAAACACUUCAUCGCUGACCGAUUUGGUUCAUUGGAACCACACCGAAACAUGGAAUCGCAGCCAAGAAGCCCAAAGAACCAUAAGCGGUGUUAGAAACGUGAAUAUUAAUAUAAAUUCUGAAGAAUUCAGUUAUUGUUUCACGCAUAAGCUGCACGAACAAAUCGUUGUACCAGUUAGUACGUACCUAGACAUUAUCCUGCAAAUAACAGACAACGCAUUCGGAGGACACGGAGUUGUAUUCGAGAAUGUCCAUUUCAAAAGGCAUUUAAUCGUUCCGAAUAUUGGAAUCGUUUCCGUUAACGCCGUUGUACAACCUGGUAGCGGAGAAUUCGAAAUAUUUUCUGACAAUGAAUUAGUAGUCAAGGGCAAAAUUACCAUCAUUGAAGAUAAAGACGACAUGGAUGAUUUAGAAGUUUUAGAAAUUCCCGUUACCAAAGAAAGCGUCUAUCUAUCAGAAAACGAUGUAUAUACCGAACUAGAACAUAGAGGUUACAAACUCGAAGGAAUAUUUAAGGGAAUUAAACAGUUAACUCUCAGUCAAAAAGGUUCUACAGCAUGCAGAGAAUGGAACAACAAAUGGAAGGAUCUGAUCGAAACCAUGGUUCAACAGCACGCAUUUUAUGUUGGAGAAAGAAAUCAGCAAGUGUUCGUACCGAAGUAUAUACAAAAGAUUAGUAUGGUGCACGGUCUGCUUCCUAGUACGAACAGUGUCAAAAUCAAUUACGAAUAUUGUACGAGGUCAUUAUUUACAUCUGGAAUCGAAAUGAACGAUAUCAAAAGUAUCCCGUUCCAAAUGAAAACGAAGAAUGUAGAGUUGAAUGGAGUAGAUAUUAUGCAAUUAGACGAUAAUAUUUUUUCAGAAAUCGAAUUUGGUAUCGAACAAGCUCUUCAACUUACCAUCAACAAUUUUAAAGGACAAAAUACUGGAAAAUUAUGCAUUUCAGAAGUAGAAACAGACCUGCCACUUCAAGACAAGAUUAAAACCGUCAUUUCUGAGCACAGUACAAUCAACAUAAAAUCUAGUUAUGUCAAGGAACUAAAACAAAUCGUCAUGGCCGAUAACGUCCCGCAACUUUUAGUGAUGAACGACAUUGUAAAUUCCGAGGUACUCUCGUUAAUGUCGAAUUCGUGGAGUGUAUUUUUGUUUGUUAAAGACGACCCUGGUAGAAGACUAGAUGAUGGAAAUAUUGCCGUUGUAUCUCGAUUCAGAUACGGUUCAGAUCAUUAUAUUAUUUGCAGAAAGGCCACCACUAACAAAGCAAGAAUAAUUAACAUCAACCAAAAAGAAUUAAGCAUCAAGGAUUUAGAAAAAAAAUCAGUACCGUGGGUUAGCGAUUUAUUUAAUACCGUUAAACAAAAUCAAAAAACACCUAUAUUAUUGGUGACAUCGUUAAUACCUACAGAAGGAUUUAUCAAUUUCAUGAAAGGGAUCAGGAGAAUUCCAAAUUCCAACAAUAUCCGUAUCUUUUACAAUCUCGAUGAAAAUCCUCAAAGUAUCGAAGAAGCUUUAAAAAGAAAUCUAUCUCUAACGAUACUAAAAAACAAUUGCUGGUACACCUAUCUAUCUAUGGCAAUGAAAUUUGAUGAAACAACCGAAAAUAAAUUAUCCCAGACACCUCUAAUAGAAAACCGACUAAUCAGCUACAUUGGUCUUAACUUGAAAGACGAAACUAUCACUCCAGAGUUAACUAAUAAAAACGAAAUCGGUAAUAUCGAUUAUUGCGGUGUGACUAAAAACGGAAAACGAGUGAUGGGAUUGGCGUAUUUGGAUCAAGAAAGCUCCAAAUUAGUGGUUGACGAUACUUUGACUUGGGAUGUACCGGAAGGAUUCUCUCUGGAUGAUGCCGUUACUGUACCGCACGCGUACGUUAGCGCUUACUACAUGAUGGUCAUCAAAGGAAGGAUCAAACACGGCGAGACCGUUUUGAUACACGCAGGCUGUUCAGCGAUAGGUCUUGCAGCUAUAUCCGUAGCUUACAGCUACGGAUGUCAAAUAUAUACGACGGUUCAAACAAAUCGACAAAGGGUGUAUCUAAAGAAACACUACGUAUUCUUACAAGAUCGAAACAUUUUUGAUUCAAGUUCAAACUUCGAUACAGACUUUUUGUUAGCCACUGGAGGCAACGGAGCUCAUUUACUGUUAAAUUGUCUUUCUGGAUCGUCGUUAAAAAGCACCUUCGCAUGUACCGGAAAGUACGGUAGAUUCAUUCAAUAUUGCAAAUACGAUUUGGAGCAGGGCAAUACCAUAGGAAUGUCUCAGUUUUUAAAUAACGCCGAUUUCUAUCACGUCGAUCUACAAAACGUUUUCCAUCAGAAUAAGGCCGUUAAACAAGAAAUUAGGAAUUUGAUCAGCGAAGGUUUCGAGACGUACAUCGUGAGACCCAUAAAGAAAGACAUUAUAAAACAUCAUAAUAUUUCAACUAUUAUGAAGAAACUUGAGUCUCCGGAGAUAAUUGGAAAAAUUAUUAUUGAUGCCGUCAAUAAUUUGAGUGUUAACAAGCUAAACGUUAAAGAACCACACCGUUACAUUUGUAAUUCAAGAAAUACUUAUCUAGUGUUCGGUGGUUCAGCAGAAAGUUGGAUCGACAUGGCAGAAUGGUUGGUCCACAGAGGGGCUAGAAAAGUCAUAAUAAGCAGCGACAGUAAACCAACAGAAAAUUAUCUGAACAGAAGAUUAACGAUCCUUGAAAAUUACUACGGAGCCGACGUAAUAAUGGCUGCAAGUAAAAUACAAUCGGAAAGUGGCGCACUUGAACUUCUGUCGGAAGUUUCAAAUUUGGGUGCUCUGAAUACGAUGUUCAUCUUACCCAACGAGACCGGUAGCUCAGCAUAUAUCGACGAAAUCGUAGAACCAUUUGAUAAAGCUUUACGAAAGAUAGCACCUAGAGCAUUGCUGGUGAACUUUAUACCCUCAUCAACGGGAAUAUGUUACAAGAGGUCAAUGUCUGGUUACUUUACGAAUAACAUAGAAUUUUCCAAUCAGGAAAAAAUUUGCGACGUCAUCCCUAGUUUGGAUGCUAUUUUGAAUUCCAGCUGCAAUAAUGUCAUUUUAAAGAAAUUGAAUACUGGUGACUCUACAGAGAAUGCCAAUGUAGCAGUAAUCAAUGACGCAACGAGAUUACUCCCUAAACUUGAAGAUAUCAUCAAUUUACAAAAGAAUGCUCCCAACGAGCCAGAAUUGGUUCAAGUAUUAACAGAAGGUCCGGCGGAAAUUAGAGAACUAGCGCCUGUAUUCAUAAUUCCCGGUCUAACAGGUUACAAAGAGUUAGAAACGUUCACCAGACACUUGCUGUAUCCAGCUUUCUGCGCGGUGUAUCCUUCCACACCUUGGCCGUUCGAGAAGCUUGCAGAAGUUUAUGCGCAAAAAAUCAUCGAAGUAUUUCCGAGAGAAUUUUAUAAUAUCAUAAGCAUAUCAUCUGGAGGUCCUUUGGCCAUAGAGGUAGCCAAAAUACUUACAAAAAAAACUGCAGACGUCCAUCUGUUCUUUAUUGACAGUCCUCCUGUAAGAGUUCAACAAGGUUUCCAAAAUCUCGGCGAAAACGAUGUGCAAGUUGAAGUGGACUUGUUGAGAACUGUAUUCGAGAAAAAUGAUUUAGAGAUUGUCAAACAACUUAAGAGUUGUCCAAACUUCGAAGCCAGAAUUAAAAUGCUGCUCCAAAGGCUUGAGAAAUCGGAGAAAAACAAGAAACUACUCGAAAAAGGACUUAUAUUUGUGAAAGAUUUCAUGGAAAGGGUGAAAAAGUUUAAGCCUGACAAUGAACUGUUACCGGGGCGAGUGCAUAUUUUGGUUCCUGACGACUGCAAUGCAUUUGAAAAUUACGGUCUGUCUUCGUACUUCAAAAAUACACCUACCAUUACUCAAGUUCCUGGAGAUCAUCUGAGCAUUAUUACGAACAGCGUUACUUUUGAAUAUGUUAACCAAAAUCAUUACCAGAUAUAUUAAAAAUUAAGUCUAAUAUAUUUUUUUUUUCAAUAAAAGUUUGUUUGUAUAUGUUUA
Psylliodes chrysocephalus is the source of this 6541-nucleotide messenger RNA. Lineage: Eukaryota; Metazoa; Arthropoda; Insecta; Coleoptera; Chrysomelidae. The record is from the annotation of a GenBank genome assembly.